UGUUGACUCCAAGAGCGCCAACCUGUCAAAACACGAUUUCCUUGGCCAGGCCUACUGUACUCUUGGAGAGGUGGUUGGUUCGUUGGGCAGUCGCUUGGACAAAGCUCUGGGAGGGAUCCCUGGGAAGAAAUGUGGGACCAUUAUUGUGAAAGCAGAGGAGCUGAACAACUGCAGGGAAUCUGUGAUGAUGCAGUUCUGUGGGAACAAGUUGGACAAAAAGGAUUUCUUUGGAAAAUCUGACCCUUUCCUGGUCUUCUACCGGAGCAACGAGGAUGGCACGUUUACUAUCUGCCAUAAGACUGAGGUGGUGAAGAACACGUUGAACCCUGUGUGGCAGGCCUUUAAAAUCCCUGUUCGGGCUCUUUGCAAUGGUGAUUAUGACAGAACCAUAAAGGUUGAGGUGUAUGACUGGGACAGAGAUGGCAGUCAUGACUUUAUCGGAGAGUUCAGCACCAGCUACAGAGAACUGUCCAGAGGGCAAAGCCAGUUCAAUGUCUAUGAGGUGGUAAAUCCAAAGAAGAAAGGAAAGAAGAAAAAAUACCUGAACUCUGGAACGGUGACACUGCUGUCAUUCCUGGUGGACAUUGAAGUCACUUUCCUGGACUACAUCAAAGGAGGGACCCAGAUUAACUUCACCGUGGCCAUUGAUUUCACAGCUUCCAAUGGUAACCCAGCCCAGCCCACCUCACUCCACUACAUGAGUCCCUACCAGCUGAACGCCUAUGCCAUGGCUCUGAAGGCAGUUGGGGAGAUCAUCCAGGACUACGACAGUGACAAGAUGUUCCCUGCACUGGGCUUCGGAGCCAAGCUACCACCUGAUGGUCGAGUCUCCCACGAGUUUGCUUUGAAUGGAAAUCCACAGAACCCAUACUGUGCAGGUAUCGAAGGUGUGAUGGAAGCCUACUAUCAGAGUCUGAAGUCAGUUCAGCUCUACGGCCCCACCAACUUCUCCCCUGUCAUCAACCACGUGGCCAGGUAUGCAGCUUCUGUGAAAGACGGCUCCCAGUACUUUGUGCUCCUCAUCAUCACUGAUGGCGUCAUAUCAGACAUGGCACAGACCAAGGAGUCGAUUGUCAAUGCUGCCUGUCUGCCGAUGUCAAUCAUCAUUGUGGGGGUUGGACCUGCAGAAUUUGAUGCCAUGAUUGAGUUGGACGGUGAUGAAGUCAGAAUUUCAUCCAGAGGACGGUAUGCUGAGAGAGACAUCGUUCAGUUUGUCCCGUUCAGGGACUACAUCGACCGGACGGGGAACCACAUCCUGAGCAUGGCCCGGCUCGCUAAAGACGUCUUGGCCGAGAUCCCCGACCAGUUCCUCUCCUACAUGAGGACCCGUGGGAUCAAGCCCUCACCGGCACCACCACCCUACACACCGCCAGGCCAACCACUCCAAACCCAGAUUUGAGGUGCGAUGCGGAGAAGGGUUUUGAUUGGAGCCAGGGGUUUUGCUUAAAUGACUUAACGCUUAAAAUUCUUCCAUUUCCUUAAAGCCGCUCUUCAUGCCUUGACAUCAUGGGUCACGGUGAUCUUUCAUGUAUUUGGGAAGCGUUAUGUCGGGCCAAGAGAGCGAAGCUUUUGAGUACAGGAAAAGCCAAUGAGAGUCUGUUUACUUCCACUACUGUCAAGCAUUCCUGUUACAGUCUGGAUUUAUUUUUUUGACUGAAAAACUUGGUCAGGCCUUGGGAGUUUGUAAAGUUUGGAUUCAAGGAAGGAAUUCAUUUCCUCUGGAUCCACCUGGUGAAGUGAGGAAGCGAGGAAGACGAGCAAUGAAGGCACAAUCUUUAGAAACACUGUAGAGAGAAUGUCUCCAGACAAAACAAAGGAAUCCUGUAAAUAACUGGACAUCUUUAUCUCUCUCUCUCUCUCUCUCUCUCUC
Paralichthys olivaceus (Japanese flounder) is the source of this 1870-nucleotide messenger RNA. Lineage: Eukaryota; Metazoa; Chordata; Actinopteri; Pleuronectiformes; Paralichthyidae. The record is from RefSeq and is a predicted model, not a curated record.